Messenger RNA from Lactuca saligna, 1102 nucleotides. Lineage: Eukaryota; Viridiplantae; Streptophyta; Magnoliopsida; Asterales; Asteraceae. The record is from the annotation of a GenBank genome assembly.
CUUCAAAAAUAAAAAUGUAAUGGUCAUUAUUUUAGUGAUAACUCUUUGAAUAAUACUUUAUUAUCAUUAAUUAUUAUGUAUAACAAUAUAGAGAGAAAAUAGUUGCCAUCAAGAAGGCAACUUUUUUGCGAUACCCAAACACUUUAUUGAGAAGCGGUCGGCGUUAUAUAUCAAUCAAGGGCUUACGCUAAAAUCCCCCUUUGCUUGACCUUUCUCCCAUCGGCCUCCUUCAUCAUCCAUGGCCUGUCCAUCUCAAGCAAGUCUCCUUCUUCAGAAACAGCUUAAAGAUCUCUGUAAAAACCCUGUUGAUGGAUUCUCCGCGGGUCUCGUCGAUGAAAGCAAUCUUUUUGAAUGGAGUGUCACGAUAAUCGGGCCACCUGAUACAUUAUAUGAUGGAGGUUUUUUCAAUGCUAUAAUGACCUUCCCACAAAAUUACCCUAAUAGUCCUCCAACAGUAAGAUUUACCUCAGAGGUUUGGCAUCCAAACGUUUACCCUGAUGGCAAGGUUUGUAUUUCAAUUCUUCAUCCCCCUGGUGAUGAUCCUAAUGGCUAUGAACUUGCAAGUGAACGCUGGACACCUGUCCAUACGGUAGAGAGCAUAGUUUUAAGCAUUAUAUCAAUGCUCUCAAGUCCAAAUGACGAGUCUCCUGCAAACGUGGAAGCUGCGAAAGAAUGGAGAGACAGAAGGGACGAGUUCAGGAAGAAAGUUGGUCGAUGUGUGAGAAAAUCGCAAGAACUUAUGUGAAAUGGAUGUGGUGAGUCAUCAACUCACCAUGUUAAGUUUCUUAUCUUUCAUAUAUUCGUUCUAUAUACGCUUGUUUUGCUUUUGUUUUCUUAAUGUUAUGACUUAUUAAAUGGAUUUUAAAAUGUCAUUUUUGGUAUGAUUUUUUUGUUCGUGUUUGGUCUACUUGUGAUUUUUUUUUUUUGAGUUAAAUGUUAUUCAAAUCUUGUAUGAUGGAAUGUCGUAAAGUGGACUUCGUUUGCUCGUUUUGAAGGACUUGUAUUUGAUCGUUUAAAAUGGUGCAUCGAUUUCAUGAAAUUAUGUAAGAUUAAAUUACAUUUUUUAUUUUUAUCACACAUAAAAACACAUAACAUUUCACAA